AUGACACCUGGAUUGCGGCUGUACUACAGAUUGAUGGAUCAUGACGUUGAAUGGUGUUGCUGCACAGCUCCUCUGUGGGGAGGUAUUUGGUUGAGGCUCACACAGCGGCAAACGACCGACAAUCCAACACAACUAUGUGAAAGUUGGGGAGUUAUCAAACCACCUGGCCCGAGCUUCAACAAAACCGGAUGUACGACGCACCAAUGCGCAAAACGUAAAUUAGAAUCGGAACAUCAAAGAGAGAACUACCAAACUCAAUUAUUGAAAAUUUGA
Molecule: messenger RNA, 273 nt
Organism: Macrosiphum euphorbiae (potato aphid)
Lineage: Eukaryota; Metazoa; Arthropoda; Insecta; Hemiptera; Aphididae
Source: the annotation of a GenBank genome assembly